AUGGCGUUUACUGUACAUGAGCAUUGUGAAGAAGUACUUCUUGUUCUGUGGAGCAAAGGGGCCGGGUUUCCCUCAAUCUCAGACUCGGACGACUAUCGAGUAGUGCCUGUGCCACAAGCCGGUCAAGUCCGUGUGUACGUUGGAAGAGACAUUGACAUGAUGUGCAAGUUCGAGAUGGAAGCCAAUUACCUAAACCACCCACUCUUCCAGAGUCUAUUGGAUCUCUCCGCCGAGCAAGAGUUCGGUUAUUUCUACAAUGGAGCCCUACGAAUAGGGUGCGACGUUGAUCUCUUCCACUAUCUUCUUGGUCUCCUUGAAACCAGCAAUCCCUCCGCUCAUUACAUGGAGCUUUCCGAUCUCAUUUCCAAGUUCUACAGCUAG
Molecule: messenger RNA, 381 nt
Organism: Rosa rugosa (rugosa rose)
Lineage: Eukaryota; Viridiplantae; Streptophyta; Magnoliopsida; Rosales; Rosaceae
Exons: 2
Coding region: 1-381 (126 amino acids)
Biological process (GO): response to auxin
Source: RefSeq, a predicted model, not a curated record